AUGAACUGUUUGACUGUAAUUGGUGACUCUACUGAAACAUCUGAAGUGAAAGAAAAAAAUUCGUUCCUGAAACAUCAGUCGGAAUUUGCCGCCAUAUGCUCAUUCAUCCACCACUUCGGAAAUGACUUAGGAGUCCACCUUACAUUCCCCCAGUUGUUAGAGUUUCUCACAGUCACCGAAGGAGCUCAUCGGAGAAAGUGGGAGACAUUACAUGUGAAGCUUCUCAACAAACUCAAAUUCCGUGCUCGUCCAGAACGCUGGGAAACAGUUUUGGGUCGCUUCUUGCUGAUUCAUGCUAGCAACGUGGACGGUUUGGCUGAUGCAGCCGCUAUACUCCAAGCAAAUCUUCUAGAUGUUCCUGGGUCAACCUCCGCGAGAAAUGAUCGAUACUAUGAUUUGGACACCCUCACUAGGACGAAAGUCUUUCUGUCCUUGUUGGAGUCACAAUUUGAUCGGAACCAGUCAUUUAAAGAGAAAGUCAAUAAUCGAUCACCUUUGGAACUCCGCUUUCAACCGUUGGGUACAGACGUGUGGGGGCAGGUAUAUUGGCUUUUAAAAGAUUCCGAGGUCAACAUUCUUAUGUAUCGCGAAGACCCAGAGCACCAGAAUAUUCGUCUAAUUUGUGAGUCGACCGAUGAUAUUCGUGCUUUACACAAUGAUCUAAAAGACGUUUGCUCCGGCGAUUUGAAGCUUUCAGCUAUCUUGGCAAAACGUCCCCCUAAAAGUAGAUCGGAAACCCCUCAAUCCUGUGAUCCGUUCACCCCCUCCCUAAAAUUGGAUCCAAUUAAACUUGAACAAUGUGCGGCAUUAACUCCCGAGGGUACCGAGGACCCAAUUGCACCAGCAUUUAUUGCACCACCAUCUCCCGUUGCCGAUAACUUGGGCAUCUCAGAACCAAUCAAAGCAGAGGAGCACACACAAGCAUUUGAGAACACUAGCACACAGAUGAACGGGAUUGAACAAGUUUUGCCACACGCUAGCAGCAAAGGCAGUCCGAAACACGUGUCCACCGGACUGGACGACGCUGAAGAUGUUACAUUGAACCAUUCAGUUGAAAAAACCGCAAUGUCCGCAGAGAACUCAAUCCAGUCGGCGCCUCCGGCCAACUCUUCGUCCUUGGAUGUACAUAGUACAGCAGAAACUCCAAAAAUUAGAUCUUCAAAGGUUGCUUUGAAAUCUGAAACAAAUGACGCCACAGCUGCUGUUAGUUCCUCCUUAAGAGAGGUCCGACGCAGUGGCCGACAGAGAAAACCUGUCGAAUUCCUCACAAUGGAACCACUUCAACCAAAACGUUGUCGAUUGAACUCAACAAUCGAUGUGUCAAAACAGACACAUUCGGAUAACACGGGAGUUACGCCUAAGCGAAAACGACGAACAAAGAAGCAAUUUUGUGACGUGGGAGUUGCGGAUCAAAACAGGGUUAUCACUGCUGGCAAGAAGCCCAAACGGAGGAGACGGAAAAAGCGUCACCGUAAAAGUGCUGCCUCUCGUUUAAAACCUUGGACGGUGCAAACGUCGUCCAGUGAGACGGAUGAAGAUGAUGACGUUUUCGAACUCGCCUUGCUAGAACAACAUAAUUUAUGUGAUGGAUCCGAUGCAGAAAUACGUCGAUCUCCAGUGAAAAGUGGUUACUGCUCCGAUUGGUUGGACAAACCGGAAAGUGACUUCAAUCCGGACGAUAUUGAGAUUGAUAGUGAUGUUGAUAGCCUAAUUCACGGACGAAAUCUUGCUCGCCAAAAAAGAUUACAAAAGAGACUAACAACAUCCACAGUAACCUCAGCGGAAGCAGACCCAGAUGAACCGUGCCAAAUUUGUUUAAAAUGUGACACACCAGAAUGGAUUUUACUUUGUGAUCGUUGUGAUUUGGGCCAUCAUGCAAUGUGUUUAUAUCCUCCUUUGUUUUCCAUUCCGGAAGGUGAUUGGUUUUGUCCACGUUGUCAGCACAUUUCCCUGGUGACCACUCUGUCACAAUGUGCCGACACCUUAGAUGCUGAACAAAAGAAGCAAACUAUAUGGAAGCGGAUGCAGGAGCGUCUGAACUAUGUCAAUAUUAGCAUGACCAAUAUAAUUGCUGAUAAAGAAGAUUUGGAGGGGGAUGAGGUUGAGACGAAUAUCAUAAGCAGAGGUAAGCGGAAGCGGAGCUCUGUGGCCUACCGUGACUCAUGUUCGAGUGCAGGAUUCUCCACCGAGAGUUUUGAAGGCUCAUCUUCAUCAAGUUAUUCGGACGGCGAGAAAUGGUUUGGACGCCGCGGUCCGAAGACCACCCGUUCCCAGCGCCCUCGUAGAUCAGCUGCACUGGGCCACGCCCCGCUGCAUAACCGGCUUAACUAUCGAUCUGAGCCCUCGUCUUUUGAAUCCGGGAAUGCCUCCUCCGAAGAACAGUUAACUGCUGUUUCCAGAGUCACACGUAGGCGCGAGACUCAUUACAACAUGAAUAACGCAUUUAAGUUGUUGGACGAAGCUCUCGAGGGAGACGAGAAAUAUCAGGAAGAAAAACGAUUACGAAAAUCGCAGAAGAACAAUGAGUUUGACGGUUUUGGUGCAAAUUGCAGAGCUCACUUAGAGGCCGAUGCUCAUUCUGAAGCGUCAAGUGAAAAGCAUGUAUCCAACGCUCCUGAACCCGCUUGGAGGGACAGCAAAUUUGGCAGAAUCGGAUUCAAAGCACGCCGCCGGCGACGCAGGCGCCGAAUUUCUACUUCUUCGAGCGAAUCAGGCGGAACAGAUUCCAAGAUAAAGGCUGGCGAUGACGAUGUAGACUUCUGCCCAUCUUCCAACGACGCUUGUAGCCAAAGUGAUGCCAGCGAGACAGAGCAAGAUGAGGUCUCGGAAUCGACGUCCAGCGACAAGAGUUGGCUCUGUGUAUCUCGCCAAUCUCGACGUAUAUCCAAAAAGAGAAAACCAGUAGCAAAGAUCAAUCGGAAUUACAGAGGUGUUUUCAAAUAUCGGAAACCUAUUCCACGUUUCGAGGCGUCUGCAUCGGAAGAAGGCGGCAGUGAAGAACCCGAAGGAAAUCGGAUUUUCCCUAAAAGACGUACUCGUACUGUCGUUAAGUAUGAUGAAUCGGAAGAGGAAGAAUCCGACUGCUUCGACAAUCUGGACUCGAAACCAUCGCGUUUUCCGGACAGGAAAGUAUGUGAAACACGUAGUUCGAAGACUCUGGACGAAGACUCCGAUGGAGAGCAAAUCAUUCAGACAGGAAAACCGAUUGGAAGGAGGACGAGACGAUGUGUUUUAUCUUCUGACAGUGAUUGUGGUCCUAACGAAAUGAGAGACAAAUGUGCAAAUGAUAACCUCCUGGUGGACAACUCAGCAGUUGCACCAUCCGAAAAUGAACCAACUGACCCCCUCAAUGGAGCGUCUUUAAUUAAACAGGAAGGCUAUGAAACCGUCACUCAUGAGGCUACCUCCGAACACAUAGCUUAUCGUGCGCCUUUUUCCGGCAGUCCAAGACAGUCUUUCAGAAAUUUGGCUAUCAAAGCUAGCUCCGACGAGGAAUCCGUUGAGGAGGAAGCUGAUAGCCUACUCCCUGUUCGUCCUGUCGUUCCCACCGUCCAUUCUUGCUCUGGCAGUUUCCUCGGGGCUCCUCAGUCACCAGAUCUCUUUGAUGUUGAAGCUAGUUGAUGUUUGUAUACCUUAUCUCUACCCUUUUCUAAUCCCCACUCACUGUACAUAAUCGUAACCUCCUCUUCGUACCGCGUAUCUUCUUAGUUCUACAGUAUCGUUCACACAGGCGUUUUACAGGUUCCAUACUAUCCUUUCAUCUUCCUUCUAUCGUACACUACAUGCAAUGUAAACGGACUAGAGACCACCUAGAUAUGUUGUCCAUCUCCAGUUUCCCGGUAACUACAUACAGUGGACGAUGUUAACACCCUCUUGCUGUACCAUCCAAUGUGCAUCCUGUCCGCAUGCGAACAUCCAUACGCCGGUGACAGCACUGGAAAAUCAUUCAGCCUAAACACCACCAUCUGGACCUCAGGGUCCCACAACAACCGACCUGUCUGU
This is a messenger RNA of Dicrocoelium dendriticum, 4002 nucleotides long. NCBI's taxonomy places the organism in Eukaryota, Metazoa, Platyhelminthes, Trematoda, Plagiorchiida, Dicrocoeliidae. The record is from the annotation of a GenBank genome assembly.